AUGGGUCAAAAGGGCAGUAAGAUUCAAGUGACAGCUACAGAUAAAGCAAUACUCCAAUUAAAGCUGGCAAAGGAUAACUUGCAUCGGUAUUCAAAGCGUACAGAUACACUUAUUGAACAAGAACGUAAAGAACUCAGGAAUAUAGCAAUUGCAGAGAAGGAAAAAUUCAAGAAGAAUGCAAGAGCACGUUUAUUACUUAAAAGGAUUCAUUAUCAGCAACAUUUGCUGGAUCAGUGUUCUGAUCAGUUGAUUAAUUUGGAGAACAUGCUUAUGACAAUAGAAUUCAAGUUGGUUGAGAAGCAAUUUAUAGAAGGUUUAACUCAUGGGAAUGAAGUAUUAAAGAAGUUGAAUAGAGAGUUUUCUGGGGUGGAGGAGUUAAUGGAUGAUUUUGCAGAACAAGUAGCUUACCAAGAAGAAAUAGAUGAGGUAUUAGGGAAUAGUACGGUCAGCUUUGUCGGAAAUUUCCAACAAGAAAUUGAUAAAGAAUUAGAUAUACUAGAUGCCGAAAUUAAUGCUAAACAAACGGAUGUGGAAGCGUUCCCAUCCACUGAGGGACUACCAGAAGUGAGACACAACGAACCUGCCAAGAAUUUAACGGAAGAAUCAGCUGAAGAGGACAAGGCUCUUCUUCACAGUAAGGCUCUGAAGAAGCCAAUGCCUGCAUAA
Eremothecium cymbalariae DBVPG#7215 is the source of this 666-nucleotide messenger RNA. RefSeq names its product ESCRT-III subunit protein VPS20 (gene VPS20). Lineage: Eukaryota; Fungi; Ascomycota; Saccharomycetes; Saccharomycetales; Saccharomycetaceae. The transcript has a single exon. The record is from RefSeq and is a predicted model, not a curated record. Gene Ontology annotation, biological process: vesicle budding from membrane; late endosome to vacuole transport via multivesicular body sorting pathway. The coding region runs from base 1 to 666 and encodes 221 amino acids. Gene Ontology annotation, cellular component: ESCRT III complex; multivesicular body.